AUGUCUUCCCCCGCGCCGGCCGCCAAAGACAUGCGCAAGAAGGUCUUGCGCGUCUUGUUCCUUUCUCUGCUUCUGGACUUGAUAUCCUUCACCUUCAUCCUACCCCUCUUUCCCAAGCUCCUCGAAUUCUACCGCGACCACGAAGCGCGCCGCGCCAUUGCGGGCGCCUCGCCCACCGUCCUCGCGCGCGUCCUCUCCGGCCUCAACGCGUACAAGAAUGCCUUCGCCAAGCCCAUCAACGACCGCUAUGACAUAGUGCUGCUGGGCGGGGCGCUGGGCUCGCUGUUCAGCUUGCUGCAAGCCAUUGCGUCGCCGAUCAUUGGCAAGCUGUCAGACCGGUACGGGCGGCGCAGGGCGCUGCUGUGGAGCAUGGUGGGCAACAUCCUGAGCGUGGCGCUGUGGGUCGCGGCGACCGACUUCCGCACCUUCCUGGCCAGCCGCGUCGUCGGCGGGCUGAGCGAGGGCAACGUGCAGCUGGCCAUGGCCAUUGCGACGGACAUCAGCGACGACUCGCAGCGCGGAGCGACCAUGGCGCUCGUGGGCGCCUGCUUCUCCAUCGCCUUCACCUUUGGCCCCGCCCUCGGCGCCUGGCUGUCCACCAUUACGUCCGUGGCCGCGAACCCGUUCGCCACCGCCGCUGGCUUCUCCCUCUUGCUCAUCGUCACCGAGACGCUGUACUUGUACCUCGCGCUGCCGGAGACGCUGCCCAGCGUCCGCUCGCGCAAGAGCGGCAGCACCAAGGGCUCGAAGAAGCAGUCCAAGCCGGCGGCGGCAGCUGCGCGCGCCCGCACCAACUCCCACGCCCUCCUCAACUUCACGCACUUCAUCUUCGUCUUCUUCUUCAGCGGCAUGGAGUUCUCCCUCCCCUUCAUGACGUACGACCUCUUCAGCUACGGCGCCAAGGAGUCCGGCCGCCUGCUCGGCUUCAUCGGCCUGAUCGCGUCUAUCCUGCAGGGCAGCGUGACGCGGCGCCUGCACCCGCUGCGCGUCGUGCAGACGGGCGUGCUGGCGUGCGCGGCGGGCUUCUUCCUGCUCGGCCGCGUCGACUCGGAGAAGGGCCUGUACGCCGCGGCGGCGUGUCUGGCCGUCACGAGCGCGACGGUCGUCACCGGCUUGAACAGCCUGAGCAGCUUCGAGGCGGCGGAGGGCGAGCGCGGCGGCAAGCUGGGGAACCACAGGAGCUUUGGCCAAGCCGGUCGCUCCCUCGGCCCCCUCAUCUUCUGCUCGCUGUACUGGUGGGCCGGGCGCGAGUUCGCGUACGCGGUUGGCGGCGCGGGCAUGGUGGGCGUGUGCGCGCUGGUGCUGACUGCGCUGAAGGCGCCGCCGGGGACCGAGGUCAAGAGCAAGGCGAAAAAGGGCCAGGUGCCCGCGGCUGGAAAGUCUUAA
This is a messenger RNA of Aplosporella prunicola CBS 121167, 1386 nucleotides long. RefSeq lists its product as uncharacterized. The coding region runs from base 1 to 1386 and encodes 461 amino acids. NCBI's taxonomy places the organism in Eukaryota, Fungi, Ascomycota, Dothideomycetes, Botryosphaeriales, Aplosporellaceae. The record is from RefSeq and is a predicted model, not a curated record. Gene Ontology annotation, biological process: transmembrane transport. The transcript has 3 exons. Gene Ontology annotation, cellular component: brush border membrane. Gene Ontology annotation, molecular function: transmembrane transporter activity.